Macrobrachium nipponense is the source of this 2023-nucleotide messenger RNA. RefSeq names its product organic cation transporter protein-like. Bases 368 to 1816 code for a protein of 482 amino acids. Gene Ontology annotation, molecular function: transmembrane transporter activity. Gene Ontology annotation, cellular component: membrane. Gene Ontology annotation, biological process: transmembrane transport. The record is from RefSeq and is a predicted model, not a curated record. Lineage: Eukaryota; Metazoa; Arthropoda; Malacostraca; Decapoda; Palaemonidae. The transcript has 12 exons.
AUCUCGAGAGCAAGCAGGUGUGCUGACUCGUCAUGGCGGAAGCGUUUGAGGACCUCCUCAAAGCCAUCGGCACUGGAAAAUGGAACAUCAUGACCUUCUUCGCAGUUGCUUAUUAGACACUGAAAACACUGAAAAAUAGCCCAAGUAAAAAUUGGUGUCUUCAUGAAUGACUGACCCCAUGAAAACUAUAAGUUUUUCGGACUGGUAGGAGGGAAUAAUAUACAUUGGGACUUUUGAUUUCGGCUUCUUGAUCUCCGGUUUGAGGUGAUUGUUUACCACGCCCUUGCCGUAGCCUUUCUGGCACCUGCCGUAAAGCACACAUGCGUCAUCCCGCUGGAGGAUCAACUUACGUUAACUUCGCAGGUUUAUGAACGACAACGCAACGGAGACAGACCAAUGUUACUACACCUCAAGAAACAUCUCCAGACGGUGCACUGAAUGGCGUUACGACAAUACCACCUUCGGGCACACCAUCACAUCGGAGUUCGACCUGGUAUGCAGCAGGGCUUAUCUGAGGUCCAUCUACCAAAGUAUAUACAUGUUCGGAAGCCUCAUCGCGGCUCCCAUAGGAGGCAUCUUGGCGGAUAAAUACGGUCGCAAGUUCCUGUUCACGAUCGGUGCCACUACGUAUUUCGUUCUAAGCCUAAUCGCCUGUUGGCUGCCCACCAUGCCCACUAUUCUCGCGUUUCGAUUCCUUAUGGGCCUCAUGCACACGCCUACCAUGAAUGCAGCGUUUAUACUUGGAAUGGAAGUAUGUGCCCCUUCGGCGAGGGCAUUGGUGGGGAUGUUCUUCGCCCUGCCCUGGGCAUUUGGCACGGUCAUCUGGGGUGCAUUAGCCUAUUUCAUCAGAGACUGGCGCUGGCUCCAAUUCGCCAUUUCAGUACCCACCGUUAUUCUCUUCCCAGCCCUGUGGUACAUCGACGAAUCCCCGAGAUGGCUAGUCGUCCGUGGCCAGCAUGCUCGCGCCAUCAAGAUCCUCCAGAAGGCGGCUCGCUGGAACGGCACCUCGCUCCCCCCGGAGGAAAACAUGAAAGAGCUGAUGAGGCAAACGCAGAGUACAGUGACUUCGGCAACCGAGGAAGGAGAUCCUACUGAGAAGACCCAUCUGCAGAUGAUUUGGAAGAAGAUGAAAAAUUGUACCAAACAACUUUUCAUAUUACUCAGAACUCCGAGGCUGAGGCGCAUCACCCUGGUCGUGUGGAUGACCUUCAUGUUCUCCUCGACCGUCUUCUUCGGACUGACCCUCAAUGCCCUGAACUUCAGCGUCGAUCCUUACAUCUACAUGAUAUUCAACGGGUUGGUCGAAAUCCCGGCGUACAUACUUCCGGCCCCGAUAGCUGCCCGCUUCGGCCGCAAGUUCCCCAUCAUCAUCGGCUUCUCGGUCACCAGCGUCUGCCUUCUGGCGCUGCCCUUCAUCGAUAAGGACGAAUCUACGCUGGUGGUAACAGUGGCAAUGUGUGGAAGACUUCUGCUGAGUUCAGCAUUUCAGCUCUUCUUUCUGUACAGCGCUGAGCUAUUCCCGACAGAAGUCCGACUCCAAGGAUUUGGCUCAGGUAUAUUCCUCUCCAGGCUGGGAGGGAUAUUCGCCCCCUUCAUCACAGAACUGUUGGGCCCUCUGUACUCCUGGUCGCCAUCAGUUGUGUUUGGUGUCUUUUCCUUGAUAACAGGCUCAAUCUUGCUACUCCUUCCGGAGACGCUGAACAAACCUAUGCCGGAGACAAUCGCAGAGCUUGAAAAGGACUCGCCCAACGCUGCCAGCAACAAGAAGAACAACUUGGAAAUGGAAAAUACUUCGCCCGGCGACACCGACAAGUAGUAGAACUAGAACUUGAAGGCGAGCUGAUCACCACCAAUAGGCUAAGACUAAGAAUAGCAAGACUUCAUAUUGUAUACAGUUCUGAACUCAUAUGUUUUUGAAAUUUAUAUUCUUUACUUAACUUACCGCCCCCUACCCCCUUCUCUCUCUCUCUCUCUCUCUCUCUCUCUCUCUCUCUCUCUCUCUCUCUCUCAUGGCAAGGGAUUA